This is a messenger RNA of Echinococcus granulosus, 1077 nucleotides long. RefSeq lists its product as hypothetical. The transcript has 12 exons. The record is from RefSeq and is a predicted model, not a curated record. Gene Ontology annotation, biological process: signal transduction. The coding region runs from base 1 to 1077 and encodes 358 amino acids. Lineage: Eukaryota; Metazoa; Platyhelminthes; Cestoda; Cyclophyllidea; Taeniidae. Gene Ontology annotation, cellular component: cytoplasm.
AUGUCCUCCCAGAAACCUCAGAAAAUUACAGUAGAUACUAAAUCAUGCGGUCCCCUCACUGCAUACCUACACGGAGGUCGUGUAGGAAAAGAUGUUGCUGCUCUCACAGUUCAUGAUCUCGGAUACAAUGAAUUUUUUGAAUUUGUAAAUAACGAGCACAUGAGCCAGCUCACUCAACGCGUAUUUUGGAUUCAUGUUGAAGUACCUGGGCAAGGGGACAACAUGCCUGAUCUCCCGUCAGACUGGAAAUUUCCUACAAUGCAAAAAAUCUCGGAGGGUAUCUCAGAACUUUGUGAUAGCCUUGAAUUGAAACAUGUCGUUGUUAUUGGUGAUGGUGCUGGCGCAAACAUUGUUGCUCGGCUUGCUAUGGCUCGAGAAGAUAUUUGUCUUGGAGCUAUUCUUAUUCACUGCACUGGCACAACUGCUGGAUUCAUGGAGUCCCUUCGGGACCGUGUGAACUCAUGGAAACUGAAUACAAUUGGUAUGCACCCGAGUGUAGAGAACUAUCUGGUACUUCAUCGUUUUGGUGUGUUUAUAAAAGCUACAACAGAAGCCGAACUUCGGGGGGCUAUCAAGAAUUUCCUCCAAUCGCUCCGUGAGAACAUCAAUCCCAAAAAUCUCAAUAAGUUUAUCCAAGCUUUCAUGGUGCGAACAAACAUCACUGAUUCAAUUGGAAACUUGAAAUGCCCAGUCCUCUUUAUCACGGGCUCAGUUGCCUCCUUCAACCACACCGUCUACACGCUCUACAACGCCCUUAUGAAUGCUCUGAAGGACCAGCCGGCGCGUAAGGCCAAUGUGGAGAUUCUUGAGAUUGACGGAGUCGCCAAUGUCAUGCGGGAAAGGCCGGAGAAAGUUGCUGAGUCGGUGCAGAACUUCAUGCAGGGAUUGGGUGUAGCUAGCGGUGCGGUCAACAGACGCCUAAGCGCAACUGGAAACGUUCCAAAGAUCCGCAACCGCUCGGCAUCCAUGGACGAAUACGACCAGCCGGUGGGAGUAAAGAAUCUCAUUUACGACAAUACCCGGCGCUAUUCCAAGGCCACUGACAUACCAGAAAUCUCGGAGGUGGGCGAUCACUAA